Messenger RNA from Toxoplasma gondii ME49, 6473 nucleotides. RefSeq lists its product as hypothetical. Bases 238 to 5766 code for a protein of 1842 amino acids. The transcript has 6 exons. The record is from RefSeq and is a predicted model, not a curated record. NCBI's taxonomy places the organism in Eukaryota, Apicomplexa, Conoidasida, Eucoccidiorida, Sarcocystidae.
CUUGUGUUUGCCGGAGGUUUUCUUUGCGUAUUCGACCUGAGGGUCGUGUCUGUUCGUUGAGCAAGCUUUCUUUCUCUGGGGACUUUGUUCUUCUCUCUCCCUUCUCGCAGUUUCAGUCUGCAAGAGGUGGAGGGCGCCUUGGUGUGGCUUCCGACGGAAUAUCGUCAUUCGCGGUCGAUGAUAAAAAAAAGUCGUGCAAAUGUCGAUUUGCUUUGCUGACGCGUCGUUUUCCGGUACAUGCGUUCCGUAGACAGCCUCUGCGGGAUGCAGAUCCGCUCUCAGUGCCCCCCUCGAUGGGGGCAUCGUCGUCGUUGUUCCCUCUUUCUCGUUUCCUCUUCUCGAUCUCCUUCCUUUUCUUCUUCUUUCUCUUGUUCGUCUUCUUCUCUUUUCUCUUCGUCUUCUUCUUCUCCGUCUCCGUCUCCGUCUACCAUAGCACUUGCACAGAGAGCUUCUUCUGCGCCGUGGGGUGGGCGUACCUUCCUUCAGUUUCUUCUGUCUCCUGUCUCUCCCCGUUCGCCUUCGCCUCUGCUUGGCUUCUCUCGGAGGCCUCCUCUGCCGUCUGCCUUCUCGCUCUCUCUCCGCGCCUCGUUCGCCGCAGCCCCACCGCGACGCCGUUCCGUCGCGCAUGCAUGCAGGGAGGAACAGGCGCGAGCAGGGAGUCCGCGAGCGACGGAGACGAGCGAACCGAGGCGUCGAGAGUCGACGAAAAGAGGAGACAUUCGAGAAGGCGACAGAGGCUGGUCGUCCGCACAGCGCAUCUGUGGAGGAGCUGAAGCGUCCAGAUGGCGCAUGCAGACUGAGGCGCCAGGCAGAGAAGCCCCGCUGUUCCAAGGUGUCGAAGAAGCAGCCGAGUUUCUGAUAUCCGAGAACAAAGAAAAGAAGAAGAAAGGGGAAGAUGUUGGAGCGCGCAGAGAGAAGAGCCUCAUGUUCGACCUCGAAAGACGUUACACCCCACAUGAAAAACACCGCGUCAGAGCGCAGAUGAGAGAAGCUCUCGAUCUGGACUUGGAGGCCUCUGAGCAUGCGCGGUGUUCUUCAGCUCCAGAACAAAGCGGAGAAAACAGACGAGAUAUGGAAUACACGCAGAGCGGCGCAGAACGCGAGAUGAAGAGCCGCCUGGACCUUUACCUCGCGCAGCUCAUGCAGACGCCAAACCGACUGCAUGCACCCUCCAGGUCUGGGACCUCCUCCAAUUUGUCCUUCUCUUCACCGGAGGUGCAUGGAGAUCUCUGUGUCUCUUCCUCUUCGUCUUCUCUUCCCUCUUAUUCGUCGUCUCCUGCGUGCUCGUUUCCUGCUUCCUCUGUGCCGCCACCCUUCGCCGGUUCUGCUCGGCUUCAGUGUUUGGCGCUGCCGGAGUUUCUUCGUCUGGCUACGUUUCUAUCUCGACAGCGAGACCUCUUGGAGCAUGCGUCUCCGGCGUCUCUGGCGCUUGUCGAGGGCCAUCCGCUUGUGCAUCUUUUUGCGCGUUCGCUGCACCGGCUGAAGUUCGCAUUGUCUCCACGUGUGUUGGCUUCUUGCGUGGACUUUCUGCUCGCGCUCUCGAGCUCGCGAUCGCGGCCCCUGCUUCAGUCGCUCGUGGAUCUCCUUCUCGCUCCCCCGGCCCUCGCUUCACUCCUCGAAGAGCCGCAGCAAGUCGAGGCCUCUCUCGCCCUCCUCCUGCGCCUCUGCCGGCACCCGGCGCGCCUCCUGGACGGUGUGUCUGGCGAGUCUGCACAGCGUCUCUGGGAGGGCGUUUUCGUCUUCCUGUUGUCUCCUCGCGCGACCCGCAUCGAAGAGGCUGAGCUGCUCGCUCUGCUGCAUGCACUGACUCUCGUCGCGGAGCCCACGGUGUCGAACCGCGACUCGGAGAACGCUCUUGCAUCCCGUUCGCAGACAGAAAACAACGCACUCUGGAGUGUCGACCUCGACACAGCGCUGCUCGCUUGCGCUCUCGAGCGCCUCCUGCCCGACUGGGUCUCCUCGGCGAGUCCGCAUGCACUCACAGCGCUUCUGCUGCUUCUCACGCGUCUCGGGUGUCUAAACGCCCAGGUCUUUGCGGAGAUUGCAGAAGCGCUUCUUCUUGCUGUUCCCUUCCUCAGCGACGCCGCCCUCCUGCCGCUCCUCCAUACCCUCCUCGUCUGCCGGCAACGCUUUGACUUGAGUCGAAACAUGCAGAGACUCGAGCACUCCGCCCUUCCCCGCGGCGCAGGUCUCCUUCUCGGAGAAAAAGAAGACGUCUUCUCUCGAGGCGAAGCGCUCGACUUGGCCAGCGGACACCCGCUGUACGAGACCCGCGCAAAGCGCCUCCUUCAGGCGCUCCGGCACCGCGUCCAGAGCCGCUUCGGGCGCGUUCCGUUCGAGGUCUCUGUCGCGGAGCUGGGGGCAUUGUUCUCCGUCUAUAAGCCGAACGCGGACUUGAAGCGGGAGUUUCUGGCGCGCUGCGCCGCGAGUCCAGAGGCGUUGAAGCGACUCUCGCCGGAGUUGUUUCUGACUGCCGCGCGGGUGCUGGCGCGCCUCGGAGUGAGUCACGGCUCCCAGGCGCGUUUCGCCUUCGCACAGGCGCUUCCACACCAGCUCCCGCGCAUGCAGCUCCACCAAUUUCUCGAGCUCACGCGCCCUGGCGCCGGCGGCGGCGUCGGCGCCCUCGAGACCCUCCGCGCGGCGCUCGCCGCCGAGAAGAAGGCGCUCCUCGCCGUCCUUCAGGUGUACAGACGCCUUGCGUUCGACGCCUGUCGCGCCGUGCUUUUCGUCGAAGGUCGCACAGCAGAAUCUGAGGAAAAGGGGAUCUCGCUCGCGGGAGAGCAGCUGAUGCUCGCUCCCGGUGCGCGCCUGCUGCUUCUGGGCGGGAACGACGCCAGUCGAAUCGCCGACUCCUCUCCAGACCUUUUUCUCGAGACGUCGUCGCAGUCUGUGGCUCAGUCGUCUCUACGCUCUUCUCGUGAUUCGUCUCUCCAGUCUUCUUUUAGAAAUUCCAGCGAGGCUUCCUCGGAGUCCUCGGCGUCCGUCGAACGGCCGCGUUUGCCCUCUCCAGCGAGUCUCUUGUCUCUGAUGCGUGGUUGGAUGACUCUGGGGCUAUCACGGAAGGCGGAGACGCCGCUGCCUCUCGUCCUCUGUCUCCUGGCGCUCGAGAGCGUGGAACGACGAGUCCUGUUUCGGCAGGUGAUGAGGCGUUCACUCGCCAGCGCGUCUGUCGAGUCUCCCGCGCUUUCGAGUGCUGGAUCUUCGCUGGGCAGUCCUCACUCUGCCUCACCCGCGGAUCCGCUGCUCUCUCCUUCCCCUUCUUCUCCUCUCUCGCCUUAUCUUUCUGCUUCUUUUUCUCCUCCUCGUGUCUCAGCAGAGGUGGAUGCGAGAUCGUCUCUGGGGUCUGCCCCUGGGUCGCGCACUGCGGCGUUCGCGCGGCAGACUUCUGCUUCUCUCUUUCGCCAGUUGUCUAUGCCGCAGCUCGUGCUCCUCGUCUCUGCAUGCAGACAAACUGGACUGCUGGUCUCUCCCGCGCUCGCCGCAGCAGUUCUCCACCGCCUGCGCCGCAGCACAGGUCUCCUCUGCCCCGCAGACGCCGCAGAAAUUUCCUUCGUCCUCGCGUCGCAGCAACUCCUCCGCCGGCAGCCCCAAGAAGCUGCGAGGCUCCGAGCUCUCCAGGAGCCUUCAGAGAAAAACGCAAGUCCUGGGGAAAGUCUCGGGGACAGCCGACGCGAAGGCGACGCGAGAGACAAAAGAGAAAGGACAGCGAUGGGAGACGCGAGAGACAAAAGAGAAAGGGCAGAGAUGGGAGACGCGAGAGACAGGGGAUAUGUGGAACAUGAAGGAAGAGGGGAAGCAGCGCGACAAGGAAAGGAGUUCUGCAUGACCGAGGCGCUUUCCGUUUUGGCUGACAGCAGAUCUGAAGCAUGUGAGAGCUGGGUGGACAGAAACGACGAAGAAGAAGAGGAAGAAGAAGAAGAGGAAGAAGAAGAGCGACCGAGCGUGUACCAAAUGCUCUUCGAGAGCAUCUGCGCAGGAUUGUGGGAGGAGCGCGUGGAGCAACCAAACACAGAAGAUCUUGUCAAAAUCUUCUGGGCUCUGGUCGCGGGAGAGAGAUGGAAAUGGGUGAGAAAACUGGGGACCCCCAUCGUCGAAUUCUGUGCGUCUCACUUUGCGGAUCUUCAAGCGUCUCCUGAGUCGCAACGUCGUUUUUUCCAAGCUCUCGCCCACCUUCGCACCAAGGACCCAGUUCUCGCAAGAGAGUUCUUUCAGCUGCUUCAUCGGACUCCGGUUGUUUCUCCUGCCUCUGAGUCGUCCAGUUCUGCGUCUCUGUCUGCGUUUUUCUCUCCUUUUUCGUCUCCCCUCCCGCUCGCGUCGCGCUCUGUCUCUGCGCAGGGUGCAGACGAAGACGAGGGCGGGGCAUCUGCGCUCGUCUCGUCACGGAACCACAGAGAAAUUUGCUUCUCGGAACAGGCCGCGGCGAGCCCAGAAAAGCGUUGGUGGCUUGCGAGAAGUCCACAAGUCGUCGACGCAUGCGCUGAAUUCGACUUGGUGCGCAGGCAGCUGCACACAGAAGAAGGAAUCUUGAACACCGCCUUAAGAGGCUCUGUGCUCGCCGAACUGCAAUUGACCUGGCGCGCUGGCGACAAGCGGACGGCGCCCUCGACGGUGGAGGAGGACUUGGGCGCUCUGCUCGGUCGUCUCGCUGCCGCGUCUUUCUUUCAAAAAACGCUGGACAUAAGUCCGCACUGCCCGUCCGAUGCGUCUGCGGCGCGAACAGUUCUUCGGCGGUCGUCAGAGUCUCUGGCACGUCCCCUGCGGCCUUUCUCGUCUCUCGCUCUGGCUGCCGCGCUCCCGUCUGGCGGCUUUCUGCCGAACGUCCCGGAAGAAGAAGAGUACUCGCUGAGCUGGGGGAACCCAGUGUGGAGGGUGGGUAUUCUGCUUCUCCCUCGCGCCUCCAGUUCAGGCUCCUCCACUUGCCGCUCUUCUCUCUGGGUGCUUCUGGAGGAGCGCGCGCGGAGCCGCGAGGUAGGGCACUCUGGAGGCGCUGCCAGGAAGAAGGAGAGAGAGAGAGGACGCGAGGCGGCCACAACCGAGGCGGAGAACGAAGUGCUCGAGGGCCUCAUUCGCCGCGAAAUGCAAACAUCUUUUCCAGACUUCAGCGCGGGAAGUCCAGAGACGCCAGAGGGUCCGAGGCUCUCAGCAGCAGUCGCCAUGAAAAUCAAGUUUCUGCAAGAAGUUCGUGACUGGCGCGUCGUCGUUCUUCUGCAGGAGCAGGUGAAGGAGCGACUGAAGCGAGACAACGGCAAGUGGAUUCAAGAGCGGCUAGCCCAGUGCCGGGGGCUUUUUCCUCUGUCUCCUCCUCUCUCUUCCUUUCUUCGCGCCUACGCGUCCACCUCUGCUCUUUUUUCUGCUUCUUCCGACUUGUCUGCGUCCUCCUCGUCCGUUGGCACAACGUUUUCUGGGCAGCCUCAAGACGCACUGCUCGGCUGUUCCGAGACGCUCUUCCCAGCUGCGUUUUCGCCGGUGACAGACUUGCCAGAAUCUAGUGCGUCGUCUCCUUCGCUCGCGGCUUCAGAGGGAGAGAGCGAAGACGCCUUUCUCGUCUCAGCCGCAUGCGUCAGUGGAGAGGAGAGCCACCCUAGGCAAGGCGGAAGAAAACGACAAGUGCAGCUGCUCUGGGAGAAACCUGGAGAAGAGUCGCGAGAAAAGAAGACGAGAGCGGAAGACCAGAGACUCAAACAGGUCUCCCACUACAGGGCGGUCCGCGAGGCGGCCUUCAUGCAGCUCCAAAGAGAACUUCACUUUCUCUUCUCUCUAGACUAGUUUACUUGGUGCUGGGCUCCGCUCGAAUUCUAGAGGUGAAAGGACCUCUGCCUCUUUUUUUUCGACGGCUGCAGGUUUGCGUAGCGGGACUGCUUAGGGCCGUCGGCUUCCUCUGUUCCUCACGGUGGAGAGACCUCGGUGCUGCGGCGGUCUCUGAGCAUCGAACAAACCGACUGCUCGUUUCUCGCGCUUCGACUGUUCCGGGGUUUGCCGCAAAAGUCGAGUUUCUUUGGCGCGGCCUCCAAGCAGAUUAAAAAACAACUUUUUCUCCCGGAGGCGCACCUUGCCCUGGGGUUCUCGCCGGCGCAUCAGCCAGGCCAAACUGCGCUCUCAAAGAGCCGAAACGGGUGCUAAGCGGCGAUAUCGUUAGCAUCCAGGGCAUGACGCAGCCUAGUUUGCAUUUCUGAAAGACACCAGCUCAAUUUCUACGGCUGAUGCGCCUUUGUGAGGUCGAGUAGCCUUCAGUUGCCGCGCAAGUUAUUUCCUCGAUCCCAGAGUCUGUUCUCAAGAACGCCUGUCGGCGUCACCUGACAGUGGGGCUUCCCUCGAGCGAUGUCGAGACACGCACAUCAGAGACAAACACUGAAGAACGACCGAAGGAACUCCGCACAGCCCGUUUGUCUACUAGAUCCUCGAUGUAUGCGUCGAUAGUCUCUAGAUCGUUGACACAGACCUUGAUGCAGGGAGGCACACCCGCGGCAGAAAGA